Messenger RNA from Pocillopora verrucosa, 1308 nucleotides. RefSeq names its product homeobox protein OTX. Gene Ontology annotation, molecular function: DNA-binding transcription factor activity, RNA polymerase II-specific; RNA polymerase II cis-regulatory region sequence-specific DNA binding. Gene Ontology annotation, biological process: regulation of transcription by RNA polymerase II. Gene Ontology annotation, cellular component: nucleus. NCBI's taxonomy places the organism in Eukaryota, Metazoa, Cnidaria, Anthozoa, Scleractinia, Pocilloporidae. The record is from RefSeq and is a predicted model, not a curated record.
CCGAGUCAUAUUGAGUUGAAGAGGAAGUGUGUGAUUAAGACUUCCUGAGAAAACCGAACGUGCAUUCGAGAGAAUUCAUUUUCCUGUUGAAUGGUUCCACAACAAAGGGUUCAACUCAUCUAUGAUAAAGGCUUGAAGACAUCCAAGUUCCUGAAACAACAAACAUAAGAAUCUUCCCUGUGUAAAUCGAGGUUCUUUCUGAGACAAACAGGAAAACUGAACGAAAGUGACAGAAAUGGCAGGCCCGUAUGGACGUCUUCCGCCUGGUACAACAAAUCUUACACUGAUGCAUGGUUUUGGUUUUAACUCGUUCAAUAUGGAUUUUGUCAAGCUCGAGACACUCAAAUACGAAGGUCCUCCAAGAAAGCAACGCAGGGAGCGAACGACUUUUACUAAAGCUCAACUUGAAAUCCUAGAGGAUCUCUUCAGCAAAACAAAAUACCCUGAUAUCUUCAUGAGAGAAGACGUCGCCACGAAAAUCAAUCUGCCAGAGAGCAGAGUACAGGUCUGGUUUAAAAACAAGCGCGCCAAGUAUCGUCAACUGAAGAAACAACAACAAGAAAUGCAAAACAAACCAGACCAGGUUAAAGUCAAACCAUGCUCCUCAUUACCACCCCCAGGGGACCAAGCUAUCAGUCCGGAACCCAACAAAGCAUCGAAAAAUUUGAACUUUAGAGGAGUCGCAAUACCACAGAAUGACGUCACAGAGUUCCUGAAACACAGUAGUCUGCUGAAACAAAACGUAGAGAAACAAGAAGGUUAUCGGCCUUUUAAACCGGUUGAUAACGCUGUUGAAGACCAUUUAAUGGAUCUGGCGAAUUAUGUUCACAAAAAAUGCAUGACAACUUAAUCACGGAUUGAAAAAGACAAAGAAAGAUAUAAAAAAAUUAAUACGAAGAGAGGUUAAUUGAAUGCUUACUACGUUCUCUGUGAACGACGAAGUUUACCAAUCUGAUCAUUAUUUCUCUACUAUUUCCUAUCUGUGACGUAUCUCGUUUAUAACUUUACCCAGUCCUUCCUAUACUCCUCAGCUAUCGAGCACCAAAGACUUAUUCGCUAUUCAUAUUUAAACAGUAACAAGCUCAAUACCUUAGACGUUCAAAACGAGACCUUGCAUCUUUUGCUCAUGUAAGAGCCGUGUGUGUAUAUAUACCAUGAAAAUUGCCUUCGUGAUGACGUUAGAUUGUAAAGUAACUAUGCCAUUCCGUAAUUGAUCAUGUAAGCGUUGAGAUAUUGAAAUUAAAUGUAUAGUUAGCGGCAGGAAAGUCGAUUCCAUUUUUAAUAAACUCCUACAGAUUCUUUUCAUAA